Chaetomium globosum CBS 148.51 is the source of this 3555-nucleotide messenger RNA. RefSeq lists its product as uncharacterized. The transcript is spliced from 3 exons. Bases 1 to 3555 code for a protein of 1184 amino acids. Gene Ontology annotation, biological process: chromatin remodeling. NCBI's taxonomy places the organism in Eukaryota, Fungi, Ascomycota, Sordariomycetes, Sordariales, Chaetomiaceae. The record is from RefSeq and is a predicted model, not a curated record. Gene Ontology annotation, molecular function: histone methyltransferase activity; protein binding.
AUGGCUUCUGUUCUCGCCGACGUGGUCGAUUUGACCAUGGAGACGUCGUCAUCCGAGAGCGGUUUGACUGCCGACGAAGUCGUGGUCGUGGCCAGCCGCCAAGUCUCGAUGAGUUUUAAAGAUGACGAGCAUGUUCAAGCAUCGCAAUCGUUUUUAUCGCCAUCGAAGCCGCAGUUGCGCAACGGGCCAUUGGCUGUGAGGCCGGACAAGACACGGAGCCCCUUGUCAUCGGUCCCAUCGAAGAGACGAACCCCCGAUGCGUCACCUGUUCGCAGGUCCGCACGAGCCAGCGAUGACACUCCGCCACGGGCCACCCGCUUUUCUAUCCGCGAUGAAGUCCGCGACUCGCAAUCUCCUCCGCCCAGCAUCAAGCCCAGCGCCACCCACCAACAACCUCCUACCCCGCAACCCUCGACCCGGCCGUCCCGAGGCCAACAGACGCCCAACAUGCAGACGCCAAAGAGGGCGGUUUGGACAGUUGAAAAAAUAACGAACGCCCUGACUGAGCUUUCGGAGCAAGUCGGCCAAGGGCAUGCGCGCCUCGUCGAUUAUGUUCUCGAAGAAGCCGAGAAAAAGGCUCGCGAGCCCAGCCAUUUUAGCAAGGUCGAUCAUUUUGCCAGCAUGCAAUCAAUAGCGUUCGAUAGCGCUGCUUCGCCACCUCCGAAGAUAGAGACCAUGGGUGUCAAGUUCAAGCAACACAGUGGAGAGUAUGGCAAGUCAAGGGGCAGCGGGCGCCGCGCUGUAGUCCCCGUCCUCUGUAUCAAACCCGACAAGGAACCCGUCCCGGGGUACCGGUUCCACCACGUGGAAAUCCGCAAGAACAUCCUCGCACCAAACUCGAUGCUGAACUUCGUCCCUCAUCUUCGCGACGUCGACCCGAAUUCGGAGGAGGAACAAAAGUAUAGCAAUUGGCUCAGGGACCUCGAGAGUCUCGACAACCAGUCCGGGUUCCAGCCUCAGAACCGGGCGCAGAAGCUAGCGAAGAGGGCACAGAAUGAAUACGCAGCGACCCUUGCCCCCGAGGGCAUCGGCUCACCCCACGCGGCGCGGGCAGCGAAGCUUUUUACCGAGGCUUUUGACCGCGUCUUCAAUGAUAAGAAGAGCUACAGGCGUGUCGCCCUGCGCGACAUUUUAAUGCUGGACAAGUCUGUGGAGCCCAUCUUGGACAACAAGAGGGCAAAGGACGGACCAAGCUCGCAGAAGCUCGAGGACGAGGACUUGAUGUCCAAGAUCGGGGAGUCAUUGGGGAGUUACUCUAUUCUUGGUUGCCUCAUCUGCUUCAGUCACGACUGUGAGCAUGGCGAAAUCGAGCGAGAUAAUCAGAAGCGGUGCUUCUCGCUUGAGGAAAUCGGAGGGCUCGCCCCUACCCUCAGGAAUAAGUGGGCAGCGCAACUCGAGGCCCAGAAAACUGGCCAGACCAACGGCGUAGCCCAGAGGCCGACGCAUCAACCAUGCAGGAACCAGUGCUACCGAAGCUACAACACCGGCGACCCAGACCAGGACGUCGAGCCUUGGUCCGCGGAUGAUGUGAGCGUGCUCGAAGGGAUCUUCGCGGCCAUUGGCUAUAGCACGACGCUGAAAGCCGAGUGCUUCGUUGGCGCUGUGCUCGGGCGCUACUGCUGGGAUGUUCACCGCAAGCUCCUGGAGCUAAACCUGACUCUACCUCCCGUCGAGCCGCGUGCUGAGUCACUCAAACCCAAGGCGAUACCAUGGUACGAUCGUAAGAAGAAGCAGUUAUUGGGCGACUGGCAGGAUGCCACCAUCACCCACGAGCACGCUGUGCGCGAACUAUUCGCGCCAUGCCACCACGACGGGCCCUGUACCGCAGCGAACGGCUGCCCUUGCGCGUCGGCAGGCUCCCACCCGGUACUAUGUGAGCGGUUCUGCCUCUGCACUGCGGAGGAGUGCUCCCUGAAGUUCACCGGGUGUGCCUGCCACUCGUCUGGCAAGACUUGUCUCCAGCGGCAAAAAGAAGGGAAGCCUUGCAUCUGUAUACAGCUCAACCGCGAGUGCGACCCUAUGCUCUGUAAAGGCUGCGGCGCCAGGGAGAGGGCCGACCCGGAGAAUGCAUACGACGACCAGCUUCACUCUACGGGAUGCCAAAACGUCGCCAUGCAACGUGGGGCGCCAAAGGCGGUCCUGCUUGGCAAAUCCCAGCUCGAAGCAUGCGGCUAUGGCCUCUUUGCGGCCGAGGACAUUGCUCAAGACGAGUUCGUCAUUGAGUACACCGGCGAGCUUAUUAGCCACGAUGAGGGCGUACGUCGCGAACAUCGUCGGGGCGACGUCUUUGACGAAGAUAACAAGGUUUCAUACCUGUUUACUUUGCUCGAACAAGAAGGUAUCUGGGUUGAUGCUGCCAUGUAUGGCAACCUCAGCCGUUACAUAAACCAUGCCUCGGGCAAUUGCAACAUUAUGCCCAGGAUCAUGUACGUCAAUCAUGAGUUCCGGAUCAAAUUCCUGGCCAUCCGAGACAUCAAAGCAGGCGAAGAGCUGUUCUUCAACUACGGAGACAAUUUCCCCAACCUCACAAAGAAACUUGUUGAGCGCAGCAACGAGAAAGCCGGCGAAAGCGGCGAUAAAGCCGCCACACAAAAGCGUAAGAACAACGCCCAGCGUCCCACCGCACGCAAGACAACAUCCAAGGCGAAUGGCGAGGGUAUCGGUUUCGCCCCUGACGCACGCAGCGAUGAAGAGGAUCCAUGGUUCGGAGAUUUACCCGUGGUAGAGGACGACGACGUAGGCGACGACUGGUCCGACCAUGGUCGCAAGCGACGCAAGAAGCGGGGUGGCAGGCGACCGGGAGCUGGCCGAAAGAAGAAGCAGACGCAGCCGCCUACCGCAGCGGAAGCCGGCGACGACGUCAGCCCAGGCUCGCAGCUUCGCACCGAAAGCAACAACAUCAAAGGCGAGAGCACUCAGCCCACCACGCCAACCCGGCGCCGGGUCUUGAAACGCUCCUAUUCGGCCAUGCUCAACCCACUCCAGAGUCUCUCGGGGUCCGACGCCGGGUCUGCGGUCGCCGCAGAACCCGUCAAGAAAGUGUCCAAGCGCGGUGGCGCCCGUCCGGGCGCUGGCCGCAAGCCGAAACAUCGCCCGUCGGGCGCACACAAAUCAGGUCACAAGGCGUCUGCCCACGCGAGCCAGAGCAGCUUCAGCAGCCUCAACAAUGACACGGACAAGUCUACUCCUAAGAGGGACCAGGCUACCGAGUCAACACCGAAGAAGGCUGAGAAGAGCGCCCUGACUACGCCGAAGAACGACUCCCGUAGCAAGGCCCCCGGCUCGGGGGCGGGCCGGAGGCGCAGAGGGGCCGACACCGAAGCCGAAGACGCGAACGGCAGCGGCAACGUCGCAGAUACACCAGGCUUGUACAGUCAGAAUAUGUUCCGGCCGAUGAGUGACACGGGCUCGGUAGCCGGGAGCAGGGGGAGCAGAGGGAGCCUGCGCGGCAGUCAAAGGGACACUGGUGACGACGACGACGACGACGACGAUGUGGUGGAUAGGUCGGCUAGGAAGAGACAAAAGCCACUGCGGUAUAGGGACGAAAAGGAGUAG